Acomys russatus (golden spiny mouse) is the source of this 1847-nucleotide messenger RNA. RefSeq names its product glutaryl-CoA dehydrogenase (gene Gcdh). Lineage: Eukaryota; Metazoa; Chordata; Mammalia; Rodentia; Muridae. The transcript has 11 exons. The record is from RefSeq and is a predicted model, not a curated record. The coding region runs from base 115 to 1422 and encodes 435 amino acids. Gene Ontology annotation, biological process: fatty-acyl-CoA biosynthetic process; fatty acid beta-oxidation using acyl-CoA dehydrogenase. Gene Ontology annotation, molecular function: glutaryl-CoA dehydrogenase activity; flavin adenine dinucleotide binding; fatty-acyl-CoA binding. Gene Ontology annotation, cellular component: mitochondrial inner membrane.
UCCUGUGCACACUCUGCCUGCACCUGGUAAGAAGGUUAAAGGGUGGGGGGAGGCUGGCCCACCCCUGACGCCUGGCUUUUGCAGGUCUUGGUCGCCGUGACGCUCGCCGGCUACAUGUCCCUGAGAAGAGUCUCCGCGCGGCUGCUGAGCCUCAGGCCCGGCCUGCGUUUCCCGCGUACGUGGAGCUCGGCUGCGGCGCACACUGAGAAGACACAGAGCCGAUCGGCCAAAUCUUCUCGCCCUGAGUUUGACUGGAGGGACCCACUGGUGCUGGAGGAGCAGCUGACUGCCGAUGAGAAACUCAUCAGGGACACCUUCCGCAACUACUGCCAGGAGCGGCUCAUGCCUCGAAUUCUGCUGGCCAAUCGAAACGAAGUUUUUCACCGGGACAUCGCAUAUGAGAUGGGGGAGCUAGGCGUGUUGGGACCCACCAUCAAAGGGUAUGGCUGUGCUGGAGUGUCAUCGGUGGCCUAUGGGCUCCUGACCCGGGAGCUGGAGAGGGUGGACAGCGGCUACAGGUCAGUGAUGAGUGUUCAGUCCUCUCUUGUCAUGCAUCCCAUCUAUACCUACGGGAGUGAGGAGCAGCGACAGAAGUAUCUUCCCCGUCUGGCCAAAGGUGAACUUCUGGGCUGUUUCGGGCUUACAGAGCCCAACCAUGGAAGUGACCCAGGCAGCAUGGAGACCCGAGCUCGCCACAAUCCCUCAAAGCAGAGCUACACUCUCAGUGGGACCAAGACCUGGAUCACCAACUCUCCUGUGGCUGACCUGUUUGUGGUGUGGGCUCGGUGUGAGGAUAACUGUAUUCGAGGCUUCCUGCUGGAGAAGGGGAUGCGGGGCCUCUCUGCCCCUAGGAUUGAGGGAAAGUUCUCCUUGCGAGCCUCAGCUACCGGCAUGAUCAUCAUGGACAGCGUGGAGGUGCCUGAGGAAAAUGUGCUACCUAAUGUGUCCAGCCUGGCGGGCCCUUUUGGCUGCCUCAACACUGCCCGAUAUGGCAUCACAUGGGGUGUGCUGGGAGCUGCUGAGUUCUGUUUGCACACAGCCCGGCAGUAUGCCCUGGACAGGAUCCAGUUUGGUGUCCCCUUGGCCAGGAACCAGCUGAUUCAGAAGAAGUUGGCGGACAUGCUUACCGAGAUCACAUUGGGCCUCCAUGCUUGUUUACAACUUGGCCGUUUGAAAGACCAGGACAAGGCUACCCCAGAAAUGGUCUCCCUGCUGAAGAGAAAUAACUGUGGGAAAGCCCUGGACAUUGCCCGCCAGGCACGAGACAUCCUGGGAGGAAAUGGGAUUUCUGAUGAGUACCAUGUGAUCCGGCAUGCUAUGAAUCUGGAGGCAGUGAACACUUACGAAGGUACACAUGACAUUCAUGCUCUGAUCCUUGGGAGAGCAAUUACUGGGAUUCAGGCCUUCACAGUUGGCAAGUGAACCCACUUCAGCUGAGCAUGCCUGGCUGGAUCCUGGCAGCACCAUGCUUUGUUGACCUGCUCAGGCGGUGGAUGGAUGCAGCUUUUACGGUGAAAGGGAGACACUGAUUUGAGACUAUGGAAAUUUUUGUGGAAGACAUUCAGAUAUGCCCCACAGAAAGAAGAUGCAACUAACUCUCUGUAUGGCCCUCGACCUUUUAAAACUGCAACGAGAUCAGAGUCCAUCUACCUUGUUUUAAGCUUUUUGUAACUGGGGGAGGAGAGACAAAAGGAAGUGACACAGAAGCCACUGAGAUGGAGCGCUGGAGCCUUGUGAGAAGAUGCACUGGAGUUUACAGUGUGCCAUCGUGCCUCCAUCCCAGGGGCAGUACCUUCUAUGUUCUACACUGAGCAGAUAAAAGAGGAGAAUAAAGAGCCUGUGCCUUA